Molecule: messenger RNA, 1003 nt
Organism: Nannospalax galili (Upper Galilee mountains blind mole rat)
Lineage: Eukaryota; Metazoa; Chordata; Mammalia; Rodentia; Spalacidae
Gene: Anapc11
Product: anaphase promoting complex subunit 11
Exons: 2
Coding region: 498-752 (84 amino acids)
Biological process (GO): protein ubiquitination; anaphase-promoting complex-dependent catabolic process; positive regulation of mitotic metaphase/anaphase transition
Cellular component (GO): anaphase-promoting complex; nucleus
Molecular function (GO): zinc ion binding; ubiquitin protein ligase activity; cullin family protein binding
Source: RefSeq, a predicted model, not a curated record
UGCGCGCGGCGGGCGGGGCCUGCGCGCUUCUCUGCGGACCGGCCCUGCGCUGCGGCCGGAAGACCGUCUCCGCGCCCGGACCUCGGGGCGGUGUCCUCUCGCGCUGCACCGGGUGGAAGAGAACGCGCUCGGGGUCCGAUUUCGUUUCCUUGAAAGCGAGCUGGAGUCUGCGUUCUACCCGUGACCUCGCCAAGUUGGCGCCCUCCGCUUUUGCUUCCUGAACGAGUCCGGCACCCACCGCGUUGGCAGUCUAAUCCCGAAAACCGGUGUGCGCCGUCGGUGCAUGUCGAUCCUUCUUGAAGCAAACUGGGAAGCAUCCUGUGCCCCCUCGUCCCCCUCGGAGGCAAAUAAGUGCCUUUCUCCAUCGGGGGCGCAGGACGUUGUCUGGCUGAGGCUUGUCGCGGCGCCCCGACUGUGAUGCUCAACUGUUGUAGUUCUGCACACUGACUUGGCUCAGGUCAUCAAUCCUCUUCCCUCAGCCCACAGACUCCGCCGCCAUGAAGGUGAAAAUCAAGUGCUGGAACGGUGUGGCCACUUGGCUCUGGGUAGCCAAUGACGAAAACUGCGGCAUCUGCAGGAUGGCGUUUAAUGGCUGCUGUCCGGACUGUAAGGUGCCUGGCGACGACUGCCCCCUGGUGUGGGGACAGUGCUCCCACUGCUUCCACAUGCACUGCAUCCUCAAGUGGCUGAACGCGCAGCAGGUGCAGCAGCACUGCCCCAUGUGCCGCCAGGAAUGGAAGUUCAAAGAGUGAGGCCCGUGUGUGCCCCACCCCCUCCCAGCCCUGUGCCAAGCUCAGCCCCUUCCCCUCACUGAAGACGGCAUCCUGAGCCCCUCCUCACCAUGGACCUGGUGGCAGUGUUCCGUGCUGGGGACAGGGAUGCCGUCCCUGGGGCUGUGACAGGGUUGGAACAAGGACUGGCGCUUUGUGUGGCUUUUUUUCUUUCGCUAUGUUGACACUUUUAUUCAAUAAAUAACUCAUUAAAGUUCUUGAGCCUUGCUGGA